This is a messenger RNA of Drosophila hydei, 2022 nucleotides long. RefSeq lists its product as uncharacterized. Bases 223 to 1512 code for a protein of 429 amino acids. The transcript has a single exon. The record is from RefSeq and is a predicted model, not a curated record. Lineage: Eukaryota; Metazoa; Arthropoda; Insecta; Diptera; Drosophilidae.
UUCUAAUUUCUAAGAAGGCCUACGUCGUUUGAAAAUAGUGCAGGUAGUCGAUGACAACGAAAUUUCUAUGGAAAUCGAAAUUUUCUUUGUCUCAGCAGGUAGAAAAGGUUUCGCCUGACGUCGAACAUUCGUGGAAACAAGAAAAGAUAUUUUCAUGAAGCUAGGCCCAAGUUUCGAUCACCAAUAUUUAUUAGUUGUUCUUUUACCCUGGCGUUGAGCAGAAUGUAUCGUCGGUUCCUGAAGUUUCUUCUACAUUUGGCUCUGUUGCAAUGCAUAAGCGGCCGCAUACCGUUGAUGCCAAAAUUCUACGGACAAGACAGUGCAAUAAUUGUCGACACUGAUAAGUCCCGAUUGAGUCCAAAGUUACAAAAUGCGCUAUAUUAUAAUAUUCCCGUCUACAAGCUAAUCAAUCCGAGAACUACUCCAACACCGAUUGCGUCCAUGAACACAAGAGCUCCUAAAGUUGUUGACGAGUAUCCCAGUGAUUUGCUGGACAUUGUUCGCACUAAGCUGGGCUUAAAGCGAUUAGACCAGCUGCCCAGCAUAAGAGAACUCGGCAAUCUGUUGGGCACCAGCAACGGCGAAGAAACAAUCAAAUAUGUACGCUCUCUGACUUCCACGGAUCAAGGCAUAUCUCUGAUGAAGGCCUACUUGGAAUCGAUGGAUUAUGAGUCAGCCGACUCCAACUCUGAUAGCGAGGAGAUGCAAGAGGAAAAAAAUGAUAACGAGAACAACGCCGAAUUAAAUGUAGACUACGAUGCGACGCCAGCCAAGCUUGACAUACCAAUAACAACGAAGAUACCAAAGGCACAAUGGGAAGGAAGUGCCUCAAUGCAGAGCUUCAUAAAUCAAUAUAGAUUGGAUAGCAGCACAACAUCCAGGUGGUUGCCAUAUAAGCAAGUCCUGGUCGCACCCGUUCAAGCCAACCAACAUCAGAAUUUAGCACCAGCUAUGCAACCCGUACUUGUUCGGCAUCCAUUGCCCUAUCAUUAUCCUAUUCCAUUACGACCAGUAUUGUUACCUGCACCCGUGAAAUCCACGCAAAAGCAACGCAAGUCACCCGCAUCCCACAAGCCUUCUCAGACGCCGGAAAGCGCGCUAGCGGCACCCACGCAUUUAAAUACGCCCAUACUCGCAAUGACGCCUGCUUCUCCAGCUGGUAAUAUUUUGGAUAUGCCAUCCAAGAUUACACAAGCACCCACCACAACAACAACUCUUCAUACUGGGAGUAAUCUAAAGCCACCACACCUCAACACACCUAAAGAGACCACAUUUGCUCCCGUAGCGCCGCAUGUCCAGCAAUUAGCGCAGAUGGCCAACAUUUCCCCACACAUACUUGAUAAUUUUUUGCAGCACCAACCAAAGUUGGCCGAGUUAGCGAAACGGAUUAGUCGAUUACCGCUGGUUCAACAACACAGCAAAGCUAUUGAUUCGCAGUUGUUUAUAGCUGUCAAAAGAGCCCUGUCGCAGAAUAACAACUUGAAUGAUUUACUUAUAGCAUCGCAGCCAUAAAUAGAUUAAGUGUGGAUUUCGAAACUACAGUUUUUAAUAAAUAUAAAUCUAAAUCGUAAAUACUUCCAAUUGCUUUGUUUCAAUUGUCACCUUACAAGCACAUGUAAAAACAUGCAUAUAGACAUAACCUCUAUGUAGGGGAGGGAAAAAUGUGGCGACACCUCAAAACGCAAAGUCCAUGCGAUUAAUUGGCCAAUGUAUUAUUAAAUGUCGUUAGUUUUUCUACCACUGCUUUGCAUAACUGUCGCCUAUAUAUCAAUCAGCGACAAUCUAAUGUUAUAAGCAAGGGAAUCCUUUAAACUGAGGAUAAUGUGUGUUUAACAAUUUAAUGAAAAUGCUGCACCAGAUAUUGGCGCAACACUUUGGUAAGAUUGUUAAAUUACUAUUUGUCCAUUAAAAAUAGCACUCGAGAGCUGUAGUUACUAAGUUAACGAGCGUGCAUUGGACAUUAAUGAUUUCGGAAUUUAGGUUAUUUUAACAAAUAUCAUUAAGCAGAUAAACGUAACUAGA